Cylicostephanus goldi is the source of this 701-nucleotide messenger RNA. The record is from the annotation of a GenBank genome assembly. NCBI's taxonomy places the organism in Eukaryota, Metazoa, Nematoda, Chromadorea, Rhabditida, Strongylidae.
AUGAGACAUCUGUGGCGACCUGGCGUUCAAUCGUUAUUGCGGAUUAUCGAGAUCGUCGAGGCUCAUUACCCAGAAACUAUGGGACAAGUGCUGAUAGUGCGGGCACCUCGAGUCUUUCCAGUUCUGUGGACGCUAAUCUCACCAUUUAUUGAUGACAACACUAGGAGCAAGUUUAAGAUAAACGGUGGUGACUUUGUGAAAGGAGAAAUAAGUAAAUAUAUUGACGAACAAUAUAUUCCUGACUUCCUCGGUGGCACGUGCUUGCCAAACUGCCCUGCCGGAGGACAUAUACCAAAAUCUCAGUAUCGUCCUGUUGAAGGACUUAGCAGCGAUGCGGAAGUGUUGAGUUCGAUGUAUACAACAGCUUCUGUUACUCGAGGAUAUCCGGUAGAGGCAGUUGUGUCCGUCUCCUCUCCUGGCUGUGUGCUUACUUGGGACUUUGACAUCUUGAAGAGCGAUUGCGAGUUUGUCGUAAUCCAGGAACCAGUGCAAACACCACAUUCCCCCACCAUGCUGAAUCCCGUUGAAAUGGUCACAGCAGCCAUCGCAAACAAUCCGUUGCCCGUGAUAUUGUCGGAUACUUCGCUUACUCUUGGACAAGAUCUAACUAUAGAGGAGAAGCCAGUUGUGUUUCAAGAGGGAGAUUCGAUGCAGGUGAGAUUUACAUUGAAAUUAGAUUACUCUGAUUUUGGGAGAUAAUG